CAUUAAACAAUCGAUACAAAACAAUUGUGCUACGAAAAAAGUUAUUUUUCUUUAUGGCAAAAGUAAUUUGGAUCUUUAUUAUAACUACCGCUGUCAGCUUAACAUUGACUCUGGCAUUUGCUAAAAAUGUUACGAUAAUCAAUGUAAAAUCUUCGGAGUCUUAUGUGCAUCAUACAUUGAAAGAUAACCCUAUAGUAGUGCAUACUCAGGCCCAGAAUUACGAGCAUCCAACUUUAAGCGAAUACGAAGAAUGUCAUCGAAAUUUGGACAAUUGCAAGGAAGUUUGUAAAAAUGCAGCGAAUCAGACUGAUUGCGAAGGCAAGUGCCCAGUGUGCCCGAUUCUUAUAGCUGAACAGAUUUUAGUUCAGGGUGUCAACGAUACGGAUUACAGGGCGGCGCCUACGAAACCCUCGAAUACCACAAAUAUAAUUCGUGUGACUAACGAAAUUCACAAUAUCAUCGAUAAUCAGUUGGGUAAUGUGACUCACAACAGUUUGAAUAAUAUACAUAUACACCAAAAUGUGUCACGGGUUGGUGGAAAGUUUGGUUUCGGUUUCAAUCAUACGCAGCCUUGUUGCUUGGUAGUUCGUUCAUCGAAAAACUGCGACAAAUCAAAGUUUUCAACAGCAGCACGUUGUCACCACAAGCGUCACAGGGUCUGUGGAGAGAAAUGCAAAGCACGAGUUAUGUUCGCCAAACGGGUGAAGGUUUGUGAAAGGAGUGUCGACGACGAUGAUAAUGUAAGCGAAGAACAUGAAAAUUGUCAUCAGGCGACUAAAUAUGUACCGUACCACAAAAGGACUCAGUCAAGGAAAUUGAAAUGUUUCUAUCAACCACGUUGGCCAUAUGUCAGUUGUCCGAAUAGGGGAAGCUCUACCAGAAGUAAGAGCUGUGAACGUUGUUACCGCUUACCUUAUGGACGAAUUUUGUUAUAUGGUGUACCCGCACAAUGUAUAAAUUGUUUUCAACGUUACUCUUAUAGUAGUGGCUUUGGUGCUAGUAUGUAUCCGUCCUACUAUCCACCGAUGAUAGGUUCUUGGCCUAUGAUCAUGAAUGAUAAUUUUGGAGAAUACGAUGAUGACGACGAUUUUGAAGGAGUAGAAAUUAAAGAUGACGAUUUGGUCGACGAGGAAACGAAAUGCCGGCUGCCGGAUGGGUCGCGCAGCGACGACUGUACUGAGAUAGAGGGUAGUGGCGAAGACUUCGAAAUAGACAACGAUUUACGUUCUGGAAAUAAACGCCCGAUUAAUGACUCGGCGGAAAAAUUGACAGAACCUCAUUUUACUCUACGCGGACAUAGUUACACUUUUAAUCGCUCAAAGUAUAGCCGCCGGGGUUUGUGAAAAACCCGAAUUAUUUAUUUCAAAUUCAGUGUUAGUAAAAAAAAUUUCAUAACGAUCAGGUGUUAUUAUUGAGCUAUUA
This is a messenger RNA of Glossina fuscipes, 1422 nucleotides long. RefSeq lists its product as uncharacterized. The record is from RefSeq and is a predicted model, not a curated record. Bases 54 to 1343 code for a protein of 429 amino acids. The transcript is spliced from 2 exons. Lineage: Eukaryota; Metazoa; Arthropoda; Insecta; Diptera; Glossinidae.